ACCUUGUUUUCAAACUACCAAUAAAUCCACAGAAGAAGAUUGCUACAGGAGAAGGAGAAGUGUCAGUUUUUGAUAGCCAUUUUCAGUAGUUAGCAAAAUAAUGUACUCUUGAAAGACUACAUUUAUUUUAGAAUGCAACGUUUGAAAUGAACUCUCCACUGUAGCGGCGGAUCUCAUUUUGAGGUGACAACAUGUUCCUGGAGCCUGCAGCAGCUGAAGAUUGAUGUGUUUGACAGAGAAGCCACCAUCAUUGCUGCAGUCAUGGGAACAACAAUAAGUGAGCCGUGUAUCUACGACAAACUGUCAGAGAGCAUCAACAUUCUCCGCCAGUCGGGCUACCGCUAUGGCAUGUCGGAGCGAGAGAUCGAGAGGUUCAUCAAGCAGGUUCUGGAGACCAAUGAGCCAAGGAGAGAGCCUCCCCAGUUCCCUAUCCUGAGGGCGUCUCUGUAGUUUGUGGUGGCAGUGGGCUUCCUGCUGGUGGUGGUGCUGGCCUUCACCUACCCCCAGAGUGCCCCCCAGCUGGGUCUGGUCAACCUGGGUUGUUACAGCUGGUCGUCCCCCCUCAGCCAUGUCCGACUGCUCUCCCUGCCCAUUGCCAAGAAGUACAACCUGCAAGGUUUCCAUGAAUGGUGGAGUGCUGGUUCUCUCAGGCAGAGUCUGGUCAACUGUUCAGGCUGUGCAGAGAUCUCUUCUGUGCUUGAGGUCCCAGAGAGCCUCAGUGGGACCGUGACUCUGCGACGAGGGCCACAGCUCGUCCUGCUGAAGGGUGGGGAGUCCCUCAGCAUCCAGCGGCACCAGCUCGAGGAGCUCUACUUGGCCCAUUCAGGCUCCAUGUCCAUUCUGCUGGAGGAGGACGAUGGUAUGCAGAACCACAACCUCGGCCUCCCUCAAGGACCCGCCAAUUUCACCCUGCUCUGGAGGUUCAGCUCUGGGACCAGGGAGAAGGUGUUGAGGUGGCUCUUCCCAAAGGCUGAGCUAUGCCCCCUGCUGGACAGCGCUGGGACUAUUCUGCAGCGUUGCCUGGUCACCCACAGCACAAACUCUCAGAGCAAGGGUGUCGGUGUGUUGGGCUGGCUGGUGGUGGGCGAGGGGCUGCCAACAGUCCGAGUACUGCCUGUUCAACGCUGUCAGAAACACUGCAGCUCCUUCAACCUGUGGCUGACACCUGGAGACAUGGUAUAUGCUGACCCUCGCUACUGGCAGAUGGAGCUCUUCCCCGGCCGAGGCCAGAACAUCAUCUGUGACGGAUCGGCCUUUUAAAGUUCAGGCCGAACAAAGUGAAAGAGGACCGAGUGUAGGACUGAAUGCUUGACUU
Monopterus albus (swamp eel) is the source of this 1315-nucleotide messenger RNA. RefSeq names its product chromosome unknown C6orf89 homolog (gene cunh6orf89). Gene Ontology annotation, cellular component: nucleolus; Golgi membrane. The record is from RefSeq and is a predicted model, not a curated record. Lineage: Eukaryota; Metazoa; Chordata; Actinopteri; Synbranchiformes; Synbranchidae. The transcript is spliced from 8 exons.